Messenger RNA from Aspergillus fijiensis CBS 313.89, 756 nucleotides. RefSeq lists its product as uncharacterized. The transcript has a single exon. Lineage: Eukaryota; Fungi; Ascomycota; Eurotiomycetes; Eurotiales; Aspergillaceae. The record is from RefSeq and is a predicted model, not a curated record. The coding region runs from base 1 to 756 and encodes 251 amino acids. Gene Ontology annotation, molecular function: protein binding.
AUGUCCCAACCAACGACUGCCAUGCUACCCCAGCUUCCCAACGAGCUCCAUCUGCAUUAUACCAGUUACCUCAAUGGGCAAUCCAUAUUCCGACUCAGCAAGACUUGCAAAGCCCUGAGGGCUGUAUUCCGGGAUGAGGCCCAGAGGAUCAUCAAGCACGUCGAAGCGGAUGCCCUAACGUACGACCACUACUGGGACGGGGUCAGGGUCCCGGAGGACCAUCCCGACAUCCUUGUGCAUGUCCGAGAUCAUCAGAAUGCGUGCACCCUUACGUAUGAGUAUCAACUUAAUCGUGAUCGGCAUCGGUACCGGCAGCGACUGGAAGACGCGGUGAGAGAGGGGAAGGGCGAGGAGAUCCAACGGUUUCUGGAAGCCGGACUUAUGCCGACCGUGCGGUCGCGCGGCCUUCGCGGGCCGUUGCUGCACGGGGUUAUUAAAUGCCAGAAAGCCUUCAGGGAGGACAUCACCACUCUGCGCCUUUUGCUCGAGGUCGGCGCCCGGCCCAACGCCCUCGACUAUAACGGUCGCACCGCGCUGGAUGCUGGGCGGACCUUCGACCCGAGUCCCGCCUAUGCGGCAUGGCUGGAGCUGUGGGAGUACUUGGAGAGCCUGGAAGCCAUAGAGCCGGAUCUCCAGAGUCUGCAGGAGGAAGCGGUUCAAUUGUCCUUUGAUGAUAUCAUGAACUACCACCCAGCAGUCGCGGUUUACAUGGAGGUGAUCGAUCAUCCUCGGAUUGACGACCUGGCCAACACAUGA